Molecule: messenger RNA, 3414 nt
Organism: Amoebophrya sp. A25
Lineage: Eukaryota; Dinophyceae; Syndiniales; Amoebophryaceae
Source: the annotation of a GenBank genome assembly
UACGAACAUAAAAAGCAUGCUGAACGACUCCAACAAGCUACAAAGUUAGCACGCCAGGUCUUUGGCGUAGACGACUUUCACUUUGUUGGCAGAAAUUUUCAUGGUCCUAGUCCGGCUGAGGAAAUCGUUGAUGCUCGAAAGAUCGUAGACAAAAUAGCAACAAGAUACCAAAGAGCGCAUAUGAUGCACCUAGAAUUGUGUGGGACAGCUUGAACAUGAACUUGAAGCUUUCCUCGGGCAACAUGCGUAUAAUUUUCAAAUCUAGAAGUAAGUUCUACAGCAACGUAAGUAACAAAAACAGUUGCAAAUGCUGGCGCGUCCUCAACAUCGUCUCCCCUUCCGCUUACGUGGUUCAAUUGAAGAGUGUACUCUUCCACUUUGAAGAAGAACUGCGCAUCCAGCUCUGGUAGAAAUUAACGAGGUCGUACGUAACCCAAUCGAGUUCAUCGACAUCAGAAAUUGUACCGAAAAUCUGACGUCAUAGAUCAUAGAGAAGUGCCUCUGCUCGUGCUGCCACGUAAAACUCAUAGAAUAGUGCAGAAGUUAGCUGUUCUUCAUCUAGUAGGCGUAAUUGUAGUUGUUGAAGCUCUGAACAUCAGUCAAAGAUCAAAUUAUUGAAAAAAAUGGUCACCGCUACCGCAACAUCUUCCGUACAAGAACCUCUGCUGGUCCCAGCAGUCAGCGAAGUACAAGAACCUCUGCCGCAACAAGCCACGUUGUACUUCGCUGACUGGGAUGCGGAUUCUGCUGCUCUAAAGCGAAGCCUAGACGACAACAAGUCGAGUUCGACAACGUCACUUAUUCUCAAAUUUGCCAAUGUGGAUGAUUUGGAUGCGGACCUCGAUGACUUAUUCCCAGACGCUGGCGCGGAUGACCUAACACUGCCGUUUGUUACCUUGAAAGAAGGUUCUGUAGACCUUUUUCUGUCGAGAAAAGAGUUGUGGCCUUGCGGUCUCAAGGUUGGUGGCAGUGGUGGGAGUGAGAUUUAUGCUGGAAGAAAAUGAAUUAGACUUUGACCUCGUACUCGUUGUGCUGUGGAAAUAUCUUUCCCUGUGCAGUCGUCUCUUUCUAUGAUCUUCAAGACAGUCAUCUAAUUCCCGUCCACUUCCUCCCAUUACUAAUUCCCAGCCUCGCAAUUUUUCGCAACUUUGUCGAAACAAGGAGCGCUUUCGGCAGCUCAAGACAAAUACCGACAAGCAGCUCUGGGCAAGGAUAUUGUUGGUGGUGCAGUGGCAGGUUGUUGUAAUCCUGGCCGUGACUACAAGGCGGUCUCGCUGCAAUUGGGUUUAAGGCGCCACUGGACUUGUGAUGAUAAUUUAUAGGGGUGUCCGGUCCAGGAUGGGAUGGAACGGAUGGACCUCCCACCAUUUCAAGUAGGGCUAUCAAGUUAUUCAUUGAUCGCGAAUUACUUCCCGCCGUUACUUCACACGAUGAUCUUUCUAGUUUCUACUACAACUGGCGUAUUAUUACCAAUUUACUUAAAUCCUCCGAGGGGGGAUUAUCCUCGUGUUCGCCCAUGAUCCCGUCAUCUUCUAACAACCUAUUCCGAAGCCGAUGUGCAGGAGGAAGCAAACCUUGGCCUCGGGUGUGGCGACCCACGCUCGUUCGCGAAAUUGCAGACGGGUGAGACAGUGAUGGACCUGGGUAGUGGACCAGGAUUCGACUGUUUCCUAGCAGCAGACGUGGUAGGCGAGACAGGUUUCGUCAUCGGCGUAGAUAUGACGCCAGAAAUGAUCCAGAGAGCAAGAGAUGCAGAAAAAACGAGACGGAAGAAAAGACAACUACUAGAUCUAGAGGGACAGGGAGGUCCUCAAUCUACUUUAAAUGGAGAUCCUCAGAACUGUUGUCCUCCAUCUUCAAAAAAAGCCAAAGCUCAAAAAUCCUCUUCAUUCGCACCAGUGGAGUUUCGUCUGGGAGAACUCGACAAUCUACCGUGUGGCGACAGCUUGGUCGAUGUGGUCAUCUCGAAUUGCGUUAUCAAUCUAUGUACGGAUAAGCGACGCGUGUACCGCGAAAUUGCAAGAGUUCUGAAGCCAGGGGGCCGCGUGGCCAUUAGCGAUAUCGUCAAGCUGUCGGAGGACGAAUUGUUAAGAUUGAGAUCACCUUGAACACUUUUCCAAUUUUUGUAAAUAUAAGUAAACAAUAACAACUUCAACUAAAAAUACUAAGUACCUUCAUCACAUCGUCAGCUACUUCCUCACCUAUGAUCUCUAAAUCUACCAGCCGCCUUGAAGAGUGCCGAAAGCUAUGCUUGCUGAGUCGGGGGCGCGGCUGGGUCCUCGAAGGUACAAGCCGAUAUUGAGGCUGCUGGAUUCGUCAACGUUUCUGUCCUAGUCAAAGAGGAAAGUCGGGAUGUCAUCGCCGGAUGGCUCCCUGGGUCCGGUGCUGAGAAAUACGUUGCUUCCGCACAAAUUACUGCGACGCUGCCUAAAUAGAGAACAUUCUUGCUGGAUGAAGAUGUCACUAGAAGUAGAACUAGAAGUAGUCUAUUGAAGGAGUAGAGAACAUGAUUGCGUGAUGAUGUCACUAGAAGUAGAAGUAGUCAUCUAUUAGAGCAGGAGUUCUUAAAAAUCUUAUUAGGUAGUCUUUGUGAAUGUGAUUGUGAGGAAGCAGCACGAGCAGAUGAAGUAGAUGUGAAAAACAACGAUCUUCCUGCCGCGAAGACUGUAAACCAUGAUGCAAACCAUGCAUCGACCUACACAGGAGGAGGCUUUUGAACCCCUAGGUAGCGUCGAUUAGAAGUAGAGAUGCUUACUUUGUCUCCAUCGUCUUCAUCCUUCAAUUUUGCCAACAACACAGUAGAUUGAAUAUUUUUAUUUGUGCCUUUUCAUUGCGUGAAGACAAUCUUGAUUUCCUUCGCUCCCUUUCAGUGGCUUCAUCUCUAAUGUCACUAGAAGGACGCAGAUUGUCUGAUUUUUUGAUGAUAUUACUCAAUGAAUUACAAAGAAGUGUCGAAAAUAGAAGAUAGACGUCAGAUGAUGGGUGUCGUGCUUGUCAUAUAUAUUACCUUUACGUAAUGAAAGUACAAGUAGUGGAAGAUAGCUGUGCAAGAGGUGCUCAGUCAGUUAUCCCUGACCUCCUCGCGCCUCUGCUUUUUUUCAGUUUUUUCAGGUUCGUAAUUGUACCCUCCCCCCCCUGUUUUUUCUGAUAGUACAUGAUAGACUGAUUGCUGCUCAGCAAGUAUUCUACCUCUAGGUCUUGAAUAGCUCACUUCGAGCACUGUUAUCUCCGCUGCGAAGCUUAUUACCUUUACAUAAUGAACCAGGCGAAGCCGGUCCUAUCCCCCUAUUCAUUGAUCUUCUGAACAAACAGCUCUUGUUGGUCCGUACCUUCUUCAUCUAGCCGGAUGCUGAACUUGUCUUCACCUGAGCUUAACCUGAUACACGCAGUCAUCAAGAAUCACUAUCAAUCCUG